UGGGCAGUGGAGGGAUGGCCACUCAGCUGCUGACCGAUGAGGCCCUGACUGGGAGACUAGACCUGAAAUGAAAGAGUCAGAUCCAAAGGAGGACAUUUCAGAACACAAACCAUCCAUUAGCGUUGCCACGGAAGGACCCACAAGGAACUGUGCCUGGGGUCCUGCUUUAGGAACAUGGAAGUUGAGCGGCCGGCUGGAGAGAUGGCGGGGAGCUGCAGGGGCUGGGCGGGAGCAGUUGGGACUUCCCCGUGGGAACAGACUCAGCAGGGAGUUAGUAUCCGCCUGUCAUGAGUUGAAGGCAUCGACCAACCAGAGCUCUACCCGGGUGCCACCAGGACUAGAAGAGCCCGCAGAGAAGGGGGCCUGUCUGUUUGUCAUGCACGGGAAGAACUUCUCCAGCACUUCAGGCCUCCACGAUCCCCCCACACCUUACUCAGAGAAGAAGUGCUACGAUUGCAGUGAGUGCGGCAAGGUGUUCAGCCGCAGCUCGUCGCUGAUAAAGCACCAGAGGAUUCACACAGGGGAGAAGCCCUUUGAGUGCAGCAUCUGCGGGAAGCACUUCAUCGAGCGCUCUUCCCUCACCAUCCACCAGCGGGUCCACACCGGCGAGAAGCCCUACGCGUGCGGGGACUGCGGCAAGGCCUUCAGCCAGCGCAUGAACCUCAUCGUGCACCAGCGCACGCACACGGGCGAGAAGCCCUACGUGUGUGAGGUGUGUGGCAAGGCCUUCCGCAAGACCUCGUCCCUCACCCAGCACGAGCGCAUCCACACCGGCGAGAAGCCCUACGCGUGCGGGGACUGCGGCAAGGCCUUCAGCCAGAACAUGCACCUCGUCGUGCACCAGCGCACGCACACCGGGGAGAAGCCGUACGUGUGCUCCGAGUGCGGGCGGGCCUUCAGCCAGAACAUGCACCUGACCGAGCACCAGCGCACGCACACCGGGGAGAAGCCCUACGCGUGCAAGGAGUGCGGCAAGGCCUUCAACAAGAGUUCCUCCCUCACGCUGCACCAGCGGAACCACACCGGGGAGAAGCCGUACGUGUGCAAUGAGUGCGGGAAGGCCUUCAGCCAGAGCUCCUACCUCAUCCAGCACCAGAGGUUCCACAUCGGGGUGAAGCCCUUCGAGUGCAACGAGUGCGGCAAAGCCUUCAGCAAGAACUCCUCCCUCACGCAGCACCAGCGGAUCCACACCGGCGAGAAGCCCUACGAGUGCUACAUCUGCAAGAAGCACUUCACCGGGCGCUCGUCCCUCAUCGUCCACCAGAUCGUGCACACCGGGGAGAAGCCCUACAAGUGCGGCGAGUGCGGCAAGGCCUUCAGCCAGAGCGCGUACCUCAUCGAGCACCAGAGGAUCCACACCGGGGAGAAGCCCUACAGGUGCGGCCAGUGCGGGAAGUCCUUCAUCAAGAACUCCUCGCUGACGGUCCACCAGAGGAUCCACACCGGGGAGAAGCCAUACAGGUGCGGCGAGUGCGGAAAGACCUUCAGUCGGAACACGAACCUGACGCGGCACCUGAGGAUUCACACCUGAGGGCGGCGGGGUCCUCCUCCUGGCGCUUCAGGACUGAUGCCAGAUGGGUGGGGUACUCCGUCCACGGGGUCAGUGUGAGAGGUUCCCCGGCUGGAGCACCUGGGAGACUCGGGGUCAGAGGAGGCUUAGGAAUGUGGGGAUUAUGGAAUCCUACGGCUCCCUUUCUACAGAGCAACAGAAAGCAAGCCCCUCAUAGUCUAACAUAUUUGGAGAUAUUUUAAGGUUCACCGUAGCUGAACCACGGUUGCAGGUUAUGGGAGCUCCAACACAGAGACACAGGACAUCAGGGUUCCAGACUCAGCUCUCUGAGUACAUUGCCAUGAGAGCUUGGACAGAUCACACAAUGCCCCAGGUUCCUCAAUAGUAAAGUGGAGGUGGCAGAGGGGAGGAGGAGCAGUAACUUGGAGUUGUAAUAUUCAACUAGAAAGUAUGAACAAAUUAAGUAAGGACCCCAUGUCCCUGAUGUCGGGUGGGCAUCAGGUUGGGUUUGAUCCAGGCACUCAUCAUCAGAGCCACAGCUCUGGUUCAACAGAUGGACAUUGGGACAUUUCUCCCUUUGUAAUAUACAUCCUAGAGUCCAGAUGUCAGUUUGUCACCAUCUAUGAGUUUCCUCAGUGGGUUAAGAGUGGGAGGGGCUUUCUGUCCUUCCCCCAUCCCAACUCCCCUCCCCACUGCAGUCUCCCUGGAGUAUGUACUGGAAGCCACCAAGCUAGUAAGCAGUAGAAGUUUGCAAGUUGUUUGUGAAGGGGAAAAAGCUGUUUUUUUCAGAGUGAGCAAGUCACAAUAACUACUGCUUUGAAUGCCAAAGUUUCUUAGAGUGGUCUGUUACAUUUAAAAAAAUAAAUAAAGCUUUUAAUUAAGGGA
Messenger RNA from Galeopterus variegatus (Sunda flying lemur), 2395 nucleotides. It is a transcript of the gene ZNF71, whose product is annotated as zinc finger protein 71. Lineage: Eukaryota; Metazoa; Chordata; Mammalia; Dermoptera; Cynocephalidae. Gene Ontology annotation, biological process: regulation of transcription by RNA polymerase II. Gene Ontology annotation, molecular function: RNA polymerase II cis-regulatory region sequence-specific DNA binding; DNA-binding transcription factor activity, RNA polymerase II-specific. The record is from RefSeq and is a predicted model, not a curated record. Bases 68 to 1531 code for a protein of 487 amino acids. The transcript has 2 exons.